GUUCUAAGUGAAAAGUGGCAAAUCUAGUGAAAAUGGGAUCCGGAUUUAAAUCAUCUCUAUAUGCGUGUUUACAUCUUAUGCCGGAUUGGAUGCGAAGAAUAACAGAUGAUUAUAAGGAGGAAGCAUGCGGAAUUCGCGAAUGGGGACUGCACCUUCUAGAGAAGCAGGGUCGUGCUGCCGUGUGGGCGGUGAGCUCGGAGCUGGGCGUGCGAGCUCCCGGUGUGGCCGCGUUGGCCUGUCGCCUCAUGGAGCGCUACCUGAACAGCCAGAUGCGGCACUUUGAAAGCCACCAGAUCCCGCGAUUUCAGCAGGGAUUGCGCCUAAGGAUACCCGCGUUAAUAGCAUCAUGCGUGCAAAUAGCCGCUAAGAGUAACUCGGCUGCCAUCUCCCUGUCCGCCUCUCACGUGUGCAGCUACCUAUUCCGGCAAGGAGUCCAUCACUCCGUCAAAGAUGUCGUCACGUGGGAAUAUCACGUGUUUGAAACUAUCGGUUACCGCGUGCCGCUGUGGACGAGCGUGGAGGUGGCCGAGAUGCUGGCGGUGCAGGCGCGGCUGCCGCCGACGCUGCUGGAGCCGCUGGGCAUCGUCGUCAAUCUGGCCGAGUACAAGCGCGACCUGCUCGACCGGCGCGUGCGUUGGGUCGCCAACGUUUCACCUCACAAGUACCUGCGAACAAUGGAAGGGUUCCUGCACCACAUGGCGCCGCAGUUCCUGCACCCCGCGCUGCAGAGCUUCGGCUGCGGCGCCUUCCGACCUAUCGGAGGCGCCUUCCACCCCCUGUACCCGGGGAAGGCCUUCGCAAGGCACCUGGGGGAGCAGUACGCUCUAGGACAAUCCGUCGGGCAAGCUCUCAGGAGCGUCCGGGACGACAGUAGCACGCCGCCACUGUACCGGCACUACCCGCGCGACGACACCAGCUCCCCGGGCUCCGCCGCCUCGGCGUCGCCGCGGCCCUGCAAGGACGAUGAGCCGCCCGCCACCGCGCCCUGCACUGACUCACAUGAUUUCUUCUCCCCUGAUGGCGAGCGCAAGUCAGCAUGUGGUGUAUGCGGCGCGCGGCUCGGCCCGGGCGUGGCGCAAGCGCACUUCCUACAGGAGCUGCAACACCUCUACAGCCUGAGCGCGCUGCCCCGCGACGCCGCGCCGCCCGCGCACUCGCUGCAUCACCAGGAUGAGGACGCGCGCUGGGAAACGUACCAGCGUAUCCGCGCCAACCGGCAGCGGCGACUGAAGUUGCGCACUCGCAAGCGGCAUCACACCGUGGAGAGCAUGCUCGGGUACGACUUGGAGGAGGAGCGGCGCGAGGAGCGGCCGCGCGAGCCCCGCUACGACGCCGAGGACGAGCCCGUCGACGUCGAGGGCGACUCGCUCGGCUGGCCUGACCAGCCCAUCAACCUCGACGAAAAAGAAACACGAAACGAUGGUGAAAAGUUGCACCUGAAUUACGCCGAGGACCUUGAAAUAUCAAGCACGAACGAUGCCAUGCAGUCACCAGAACGCGUGAGGAUUGAAACUCCAAAGCCGCUAUCACUUGAGUGCGCGCCGAAGACGGAAAGCGCGGAGAGGCCGGCGGAGGUGUCCACUUCAGAGUGGGCCGCCGGGGCCCCCGCCGCGCGCGACUCCUGGCCGGCCAUCGCCGCCGAGGCCUACGCGCACGCCGCGCGCCACAAGCUCGACGGAGAAAACUUACCCUCCUCUACCGACUCGCGCAACUAAACCCCUCGCCCACUCCCAU
Cydia splendana is the source of this 1734-nucleotide messenger RNA. RefSeq lists its product as uncharacterized. Bases 33 to 1715 code for a protein of 560 amino acids. Lineage: Eukaryota; Metazoa; Arthropoda; Insecta; Lepidoptera; Tortricidae. Gene Ontology annotation, biological process: protein ubiquitination. Gene Ontology annotation, molecular function: ubiquitin protein ligase activity. The record is from RefSeq and is a predicted model, not a curated record. The transcript is spliced from 10 exons.